AUGAGAACAUUAUUAUUGGUUUCGACCUUUACGGCCUUCUUAAAUUCAAUUUUAUUUCCAUAUUUUGUGCAGUCAAUUGAAAAUGAACUCAACCUUUUGGUCAUGGCAAAAUACAUAGAUGUUCCGACACUAUCUAGACUGUUUGCUUUUAAAAACUUCCUGUCCAGUGAAGAUUAUGAAUUGCAGCCGAAGUUUCGUAGAGGCUGGAUUUACAAGUCAAAAUUGGUGGAACAGUGGGCCAGAAGGUUAGGAAUGUAUGGGUAUGGAAUCGCAGUAAUGAACUCACGCGGUGAUGGGAAUUGUAUGUUCUAUACAAUUCGAACAAUAUUCCAUCUUAAUAAUAUAACCAACGACGACCUGUUAGCAUACCUAAAUCCAGACCUUAAGCCAGCAGUCAUGGUUGCAAUAAGAGGACUCCUAGAGGGAGAUGAGCUCAUUUCUGUUCUGGACCUAAAAAGAAUUUGCAACAUAUCGUGGAUGGGUUUCGAUCCUUUUGAUCCAGAAUCUUUCAGUAUGGCAGACUUUGACCUUUUAAAUGAAAAACUCGAGAACUUGAGUCUAAUACAAAUGGCAUUGCAAGAUAAAGAAGGGAAUAUGGGUGUUGAGGGGGGAAUGAUGGUAGCAGGGCUAAAUAUAACUGAGUUCAAUAGACGGAUGAACACUGAAAGCGACAAGCUUAAGGUCGCUAGAGAUCUAUUUGAAGCAAUGGAAGCAAAACUGAAGGAUAGGCAUGGAGAUCAUUUGGACUCAAGGGAGUUGGAAUUUGCAUUUCAAAUGAAGAUGUUAUUAUUUAAUAAAGAAAAGACAGAAAUCAACUGUAUGACAAAACAUUACGAUUACAACCCGAAAUUUGCAAUUACGCUUUAUUAUUCAGACAACUCACACUACGACGUUGCGGGAAUUUACAAAUUAGGAACGACAGAUAAAAACAAAAUAAAGACUCUUUUUAAAAUCAACGAGAUUCCGAUACCAAUUAUCAUGUUUAUUUCAGAUGAUUGUAGUUCAGAGUAA
Molecule: messenger RNA, 1011 nt
Organism: Theileria annulata
Lineage: Eukaryota; Apicomplexa; Aconoidasida; Piroplasmida; Theileriidae
Exons: 2
Coding region: 1-1011 (336 amino acids)
Source: RefSeq, a predicted model, not a curated record